Messenger RNA from Gilbertella persicaria, 675 nucleotides. RefSeq lists its product as uncharacterized. The record is from RefSeq and is a predicted model, not a curated record. Gene Ontology annotation, cellular component: phagophore assembly site. The transcript is spliced from 7 exons. Lineage: Eukaryota; Fungi; Mucoromycota; Mucoromycetes; Mucorales; Choanephoraceae. The coding region runs from base 1 to 675 and encodes 224 amino acids. Gene Ontology annotation, biological process: autophagosome assembly; autophagy.
AUGACGUCCUCAACACAAGAGUUUAGCUUGGAGAUGACUCUUUUACCGAGAGAUCAAGUGAAAGAUGUAUUGAGAGGUCUUUUACAUUCUAUCUUUUUUCACCGUCUUUUGAUCAACGUUACGCCUCGUGAGCUCCGAGUAUUGAAUACGACAGUUUCCAUUACAGAUAAUGCUGAUGUUGAAAAAUUAAUUGAAGAAAAGACGGUUGAGUUUCUGCACAAUACAAGUUCACCUCAAGUAAAGCAAGGAAAGUUGGCAGUGUUGUUUUAUGAAAAGAGGUUAAAAAAGAACUGGUUCCAGUUUUCGAAAUCAGAGGAGUUAGUAUGUUGGGAACAGUGGAACAUUGUACUCAACUUGGUCCAAUCACCUGCAACAGAACAAGAAAAGUUUAGGAGUAACAAGUCCAUUGAGAGUCAGUUUGGACAAAACUUACUCAAGAUACUCGAGAUUGUGAAUGAAUUUAAAGAACAUAUACCCUCUAUCACAACUACAGAAGGGAAUCCAUUUCCUUAUCAGAUUGCAACACAGUCCCAGACAGAGAGUUGGAGUGCUAUGAUUAAACGUAUGCUAGUGACAGACGCACCUACUAUUGAAAGAUCCACACCAAGCCCUCAUCCUAAUCGUAGUUCAAGUGUUUCCUACACGCCAUCCACUAAAUUAGACAAAAGAAACUGA